Molecule: messenger RNA, 717 nt
Organism: Manihot esculenta (cassava)
Lineage: Eukaryota; Viridiplantae; Streptophyta; Magnoliopsida; Malpighiales; Euphorbiaceae
Product: ubiquitin-40S ribosomal protein S27a
Exons: 1
Coding region: 82-552 (156 amino acids)
Biological process (GO): modification-dependent protein catabolic process; translation; protein ubiquitination
Cellular component (GO): ribosome; cytoplasm; nucleus
Molecular function (GO): structural constituent of ribosome; ubiquitin protein ligase binding; protein tag activity
Source: RefSeq, a predicted model, not a curated record
CUCUUAUCUUGAGCACGCACACCCUUCAAACCCAAGCCGAAGACCCUCCGUUUGCCUCGCUCUCUGCAUCGGUCUCCAAAGAUGCAGAUCUUCGUCAAAACCCUAACGGGUAAGACCAUAACUCUCGAGGUAGAAUCCUCGGACACUAUCGACAAUGUUAAGGCCAAGAUCCAAGACAAGGAGGGAAUCCCACCGGAUCAGCAGCGCCUCAUCUUCGCAGGAAAACAACUGGAAGAUGGACGGACCCUUGCAGACUACAACAUUCAGAAGGAGUCAACUCUCCACUUGGUGCUGCGUUUGAGGGGUGGAGCCAAGAAGAGGAAGAAGAAGACCUACACCAAGCCCAAGAAGAUCAAGCACAAGAAGAAGAAGGUUAAGCUCUCCAUCCUUCAGUUCUACAAGGUUGAUGAUAGUGGUAAAGUUCAGAGACUGAGGAAGGAGUGUCCCAACGCCGACUGUGGAGCCGGUACUUUUAUGGCUAAUCAUUUUGACAGGCACUACUGUGGUAAGUGUGGCCUUACCUACGUUUACCAGAAGGCCGGCGAUGACUGAUCUUCAGCUUCAAGCUGAGGAGGCAUAGAGAAACUUCGUUUUUAGUAUUUUUUCUUUUGAGCUGGUUGUUGAACUUGCUUUUAUGGCUGCUAUUUUUUAUGGUCUAUUUGGCUACUUUGGAUGGUAUUUUUUGCAGUUUAAUGGUCACUUUUGCAUUUUACAUUA